CUAAACCUAUAAGCAGAACAUCACUUAAUCACUGAGACUUGAGAAGUUAUAGUCGUACUCUUGUCUUUGAAGUUAUUUGUUCGUUAAAAUAAAGAGAUUGUCGUCGUUGUCAUGGUGAUCCAUCAUCCGAGGAGAGAUGUGAGAGAGAGCUGAACCACCAAUGGAGAAAUAGGACUCGAUCUAGCAGAAUGAACGUGAUUUGGCUUGAGGAGAAAGAGAAUGAUGAGAAUAGACGGAGAUGGAGGGCGAGACGUGGCGGAGAAGAAGGGAUCAUCGUCACCGCAAAGGAGAAGCAUCGAAAGGAAGAGAUAUGGUUCAAUGACAGUAAGGAUAAGCUACAAUGAAGAAGAUCAGAGUAUACCUCAGCUGGGCAAAACAAAAGAGAAGCAAAGGAGGAAGAAGAUGAAGGAAAAGGGACAGAUCCGAGUUAGGGUUUUGUGCGACUGAUUCCCGUCAAACCAGUGGGAAUCAGAUGAAGAAUAAGAUAUCCUUGGAAAUCUCACGUUGUCAAGAAUCCACAGCCGAUGACGGAGUUUGAAUCAAGGUUAUAUUCAAGAAGUUAUUAGUGUUUCUUCCAGGACAAGCAACUGCAGAAAACUGUUUCGUAUUGGCUCCUUCGAGGUAACGUUUGGAGGUCUGAAACCAUUCUGAUCGGGACUAAAUUUUGUGGAGAGAUUCAUGACACUACUGGCUAGAUAAUCAACGGUGGGAUUGCAUUUUCAACGUUUGAGCUGAAGCUUUGCAGGAGCUUUCAUGACUCAUGAAGUAAGAUCUUAGUUGAUGGAGAACCAAAGUAGAGCUAAAGAACAUGUGGUUACAGUUAAGAUAUUAAGUGCGUCUAAAGAAGAAAGGAGAAGAGAGAUGCUUUUCAUCUUCAACUAGGCUAAGGUGAGUAAGCUUCAGGAGUUGUGUGCAAUGUAUUUGUUCUUUGUGAAGUUUAAUGAAAACGUUUUGGCAAGAUCGGAUGAAUAAUAUGCAGUCUUGGCCUAUAUGGCGGGACGGGUGUUACAGGUCUCCCAGACCUUAUGCACACUAAGAACAAUCUGCAUCCUGAUGGCACAGACAGUGUAAUUUGUGGCGGUGAGCAUCGGACAUUGAAUGGUUGAGGAAACACUUUCCUUAGGCGUUACAUCUAUUAUAUCGCCCAUACUGUCAACUUCAAACAGAGCACGACCUCUGCUUUGAUUUUGUCUUCACGUUAGGGUUGCUUAACGGAAUAAGAGCUCUGAUACCAAUUAUUGUUUAAGAACCCUAAAUAAACACCUUUUGAUCAAGA
Arabidopsis lyrata subsp. lyrata is the source of this 1276-nucleotide messenger RNA. RefSeq lists its product as uncharacterized. The coding region runs from base 220 to 447 and encodes 75 amino acids. Lineage: Eukaryota; Viridiplantae; Streptophyta; Magnoliopsida; Brassicales; Brassicaceae. The transcript has 3 exons. The record is from RefSeq and is a predicted model, not a curated record.